AUGUUGGUGUUCAUCGGAUUAUUGGUUUUGACUUACGUUGGGGGAAUAUUCUCCAGUGUAAAACCACCACCAUCGCCAUGUGACAAUUCAGAACCGCUAUGUCCAUCAAAUCAGUACUACACCGAAAACAAUACAAACUGCAUCAAGACAUGUUCUGACAGAUUCAAGUCAUGCUCCGAUUCUUGCGAACCAUUUACUGGAUGCGUCUGCGAUCAUGGUACCGUGAGACUGUAUGAUGAUGGAACUGGACCUUGCGUUCCCAAGUUUGUUUGUCACAUGUUCGACCGUCCUUUGUGUCCAAAACAUCAGUACUACACGGAAAAUGACCCACAAUGCAUUCGUACUUGUGCGAAUAGUUUCGAGGCACCUUCGGAUUCCUGCAAGCCACACACUGGCUGUGUAUGCCAUGAAGGUCGAGUGAGACUGAACGAUGAUGCUACUGGCCCUUGUAUUCGGGAAUCUACAUGUUCAUUAAUGCUAUGCAAAGAUCCCAAUGCGGUGUACAAGACUUGUCCUGACCCUUGUCCAGAGACCUGUGAGACGCCGAAACCAGAAGUAUGUACGAAGGCUUGUGUCAAAAAUGGCUGCGAAUGCCGACAUGGAUAUGUACUGGACAAGAUUAAUGGAAUAUGUAUUAAACGCAAACAUUGUCCUGUAAAUAAAUGCAGCGACCCACAUGCAGUAUACAAGGAAUGUCCCAAUCCGUGUCCAUUAACAUGUGACCAGCCUAAUUCCAGACCAUGUGCAGCGCUGUGUUUGAGGGAGGGAUGCGAAUGUGCUUCAGGAUAUGUUCUGGACACUGAGAAAGGCAAAUGUGUUAAGUUGGAACAUUGUCCAGAACCAGAAUGCCCCAAACAUGCUCACUAUGUUAUAAACGAUAAGAGUUGUCCAAAGACAUGUGGCAAUCGUCAACUUUCUACUACAGACGUAGCUGGAGCCUGUGCACCAUUCACAGGAUGUGUCUGUGACGCUGGUUAUGUCAAAAAGUAUGACAACAAUACGGGACCUUGCAUCCGUGAGAGCAAAUGCCCCCCGAUUCCAACUACGUGUGGAACUAAUGAAGUGGCAACUAGUUGCAGAGCUGCGUGUCCACCACAAACUUGUGAGAGUAUUUACACUACUUACUUUUGCCCACUAGCCGAGUGUGAGCCUGGAUGUAACUGCAUUGACGGAUAUCUUAGAAACUCUGAAGGUGUCUGUGUACCUUCUGAGCAAUGUAACACUAACAAUGCUCCUGUAUGUGGACCAAAUGAAGAGUCAUCAGACUGCGCAAUCUUAUGUCCCCCUCAGUCUUGUGACAGCUUGUACGUCGACUACUUAUGUGCACAGAUGGAAUGUAGACCUGGAUGCAAUUGUGUAAAGGGCUAUCUUAGGAACAGUGAAGGCAUUUGUAUUCCGCGUGAAGAAUGUUCUACAAGAUGCAGAGGUGACGCCAAUGCUACGGCGACACCAUGUGGAAGUGCUUGUCGACCGACUUGUGCAGACCCAGAUAGAGCAAAUCGAGCUUGUAUUCUUCUUUGUCUUUUAAAUGGAUGCGAAUGUAAACAAGGAUAUAUUUUGUCUGAAAGUGGUGUUUGCAUAGAUCCAAAAGAUUGUCCCGGUGGAGCUCCAGUUUGUGGAACUAAUCAAACGUAUGCUAGUUGUAAAGUGGGCUGCCCUACUGAAUAUUGUCCCAGAGACGAUAGUCGAGCUAUGGUAGCUUGUUCUAUCGCAUAUCCUUGUCCAGGCGGGUGUGCUUGUAGUCCAGGCUAUUUGUACGAGAGUUAUGAAAACCCUCAGUGUGUCUUAGCAUCAGACUGUCCUGAAGUUGAGUGCACAAGACCAAAUGAAGUUUGGGAACGAAACCCGACAACCUGUUUCCAAGAACGAUGUGAUGAAAGAGAGAGGGAGUGUGUUGAUCCAUACCCAGUUCCACCAAGAUGUGUGUGUGAAAAGGGGUAUUAUAGGAACGAGAGUGAUAUUUGUGUUCCUGCUUCUGAAUGCCCAUCAUUAGGAUGUAAAGGUGACUUCAAUGCAACGUUGAGACAGUGUCCAACACCAUGCCCGGCUACCUGUGCUGAUCCAAAUGCAGGAAACAGACCUUGUAUUGAGAUAUGCCUUCCAGAAGACUGCCAAUGUAAUCCGGGAUAUGUUCAGAAUGAAGACGGAAAAUGUAUUAAACCUGAAGAUUGUCCAGCGACUGAAACUUGCAAUGGGGAUCCUAACGCAAUGUACUCCGACUGUCCCAGUCCUUGUCAAGCCACUUGUGAUAACCCAGAUACUAAUCAGCCAUGUGUAAGAAAAUGUCUACCAAGUGGUUGUGUAUGCAAACCUGGAUUUAUUCGAAAAGAAAAGAAUGGGAAAUGUAUCGAACAAUCGAGUUGUCCAGUGGAUUAUGGAUGCAAUGGUGAUAGAAAUGCAACAGAAACUGAAUGUGGGAGUGGAUGUCCAACGACGUGUGUGAAUCGAUUUAGGAAAAAUAGGAUUGUCUGUCCAGCUGUAUGUCUACCUGGCUGCUCAUGUAAACCAGGAUACAUUCUUACUGAUGCAGGAGGAGUUUGCGUCAAACCUAAGGAUUGUCCAGAACCUGUAGGUUGCAAUGGUGAUCCAAACGCAGUAUCCAGUGACUGUCCAAGUGCCUGUGAACCGACCUGUGACAAUCCCAACUCUAGCCAACCAUGUAUUUUGAUGUGCAUGCCUAAAGGAUGUGUCUGCAAAAAGGGUUUUGUUCGUGGAAGUAACGGAAAAUGUGUGAAAGUGGAAGAAUGUCCAGCAGUUGGAUGCGGUGGUGAUCGUAACGCGACAGCAAGGGAUUGUCCAAGUCCAUGCCCCUUAACUUGCGCUGAUCAGAACAGAAAUAAACCUUGUCCAGCUAUCUGUCUACCUAGAGGCUGCGAUUGCAAUGAGGGUUAUGUACUGACCGAAGUUGGCGGAAAAUGUAUAAAGCCUGAAGAUUGUCCAGCUGAGCCUCAAUGCAAUGGAGAUCGCAAUGCAACGUUCAAGGAGUGCCCAAGCGCAUGUCAGGCUACAUGUGACAAUCCUGACUCUGAUCAACCAUGUAUAGACGUGUGUAAUCCUGAUGGUUGUGUGUGCAAGCAAGGGUAUCUUCGGAUCGAAGAAGAUGGUGAAUGUGUUCAGCCGAGUGACUGUCCAGGAGGAUCACCAACAUGUGGUGCUAAUGAAACCUAUGUGUACUGUAAAGUGGGUUGUCCAACUAACUAUUGUCCUACCGAUGACAGUCGGGCUAUUGUCGCAUGUGACCCUAUUUUCCCUUGCCCAGGAGGUUGUUCUUGCAAACAAGGCUAUUUAUUGCGUAGUAGCGAUGAUGAGACGUGUAUCAAGUCGUCUGAAUGUCCUCCAGUUGAAUGUACAAGACCUAAUGAGGUAUGGGAACCUAAUCCUUUAAGCUGUUCUUCUGAGCGAUGUGAAGAUAGAGGUAUACCUUGCGACUUCCCAUACCCUGUUCCACCAAGAUGUGUCUGCAUGGACGGGUUCUAUAGAAACGGAGAUGAUGUUUGUGUACCUGAAUCUGAAUGUCCCAAGACAGCCUGCAAAGGUGAUGCGAAUGCUACAUAUUCGGAAUGUCCCAGUCCUUGUCAGCCUACGUGUGAUGACCCUGACACUGGAGACGUUUGCAUAACUGCAUGUGAUGACCCUGGAUGCGUGUGCAACGAUGACUUCAUUUUGUCUGAACCUGGCGGUGUUUGCAUUAGUCCUUACAAUUGUCCAGGUGGAUCUCCAAAAUGUGGUGUAAAUGAAACCUACGCCUCUUGCAAAGUCGGAUGUCCCUCUGAUUAUUGCCCAAAAGAUGACAGCCUUGCUACUGUCAUAUGUGAUCCUGCAUUCCCAUGUCCUGGUGGCUGUGUAUGCAAACGAGGUUAUAUAAGGCUCAGCGAAGAAGACAAUAGAUGCGUCUUGUCUUCUGAAUGUCCACCCGUCGAAUGUACCAGAGAAAAUGAAGAAUGGAAUACCAACCCCCCAAGUUGUUCUGCUGAUAGAUGCGAAUAUAAGGAUGUACCAUGUGACUUCCCCAUACCUCUUCCACCGAAAUGCACUUGCAUUGAAGGAUACUACAGAAAUAACAAUGAUGUUUGUGUCCUAGAAUCAGAAUGCCCUACACCAACAUGCAAUGGCGAUCAAAAUGCAACAUUCUCUGAUUGUCCCAGUCCAUGUAAACCAACUUGCGAUAGCCCGGACUCUGAUGUUAUAUGCAUUGACGUGUGUGAUGAUCCUGGUUGUGUGUGCAAUGAAGGAUUUCUUUUAACUGAACUUGGUGGCAGCUGUAUUAAUCCCUAUGAUUGUCCAGGAGGAUCUCCACAAUGUCCUACAAACAAAACAUAUACGAGUUGCAAGAUUGAUUGUCCAAUGAGGUACUGCCCUACAGAUGUGAAUGAGACUCCAAGGAUCUGUGAUCCAUUAUGGCCGUGUCCUUCUGGCUGUGAAUGUGCACCUGGAUAUUUGAUGCUGAAUUCUAUUGAUCAAACGUGUGUCUCAGCUUCUGACUGUCCUCCCUUGGAAUGUACCGGUGAAAACGAAGAGUGGAACCGAAGUCCUCCAGAUUGUGACUUCGACAGCUGCGAGAAUGUAAACAGCGCCUGUAAUAGUAUUCUCCCUGGCCGACCAAGGUGCGCCUGUAAGGAAGGUUACUGCAAGAAUCAGGACGGUGUGUGCGUACCUGUGCCAACCGAAGAUUGCCCUAAGCUGAACUGCGGUUACAAUGAAGUUGAAGUGCCAUGCAGACAGAUAUGUCCGCCACAAAAUUGUGAGAUUGCCUAUACCGAUUAUGCUUGUACCAAUGAAACUGAGAUCUGUGAAAGAGGUUGCGACUGUCUUCCCGACCACCUUAGGAAUGGCAGCGGAAUUUGCAUACCGAAUGACAAAUGUCCUUAUCCGUCUACCCCCGUCUGUGGGAUUAAUGAAAUUGCCAGAGACUGCAGGCGUAUUUGCCCUCCACAGUCUUGUUUGAGCAAGUAUGCUUUAUUCCGUUGUGCAGAAAACAUAACUUGUGAACCUGGAUGUGAUUGUGUUGCUAAUUAUCUGAGGGAUGAUAGUGGAAAAUGUAUACCGAGCGAAAAGUGUCCAGCGCCAUGUGAUGUUCCUGAUCAGUGUAAGCGAACGUGUGCCGUGCCAAACCCCGAAAAUUGUGACAAUACUCGUCCAGAAGAAAAUGUAGACGGCUGCAGUUGUAAAAGUGGUUACGUCCUCUCAGAAAUAGGAGGCGAAUGUAUACCAAUUGAGGAUUGUCCAACUAACCAAAGCUGCAAUGGUGAUCCAAACGCAGUGAUAAAACAAUGUCCACGGCCUUGUCCGGCUACCUGCAGUUCACCAAAUGCCUUCCCCUGCAAGAAAAUGUGUCUAGAGGUUGGCUGUGAAUGCAAACCUGGAUACCUCAAGCUAAAUGGAACAGGUCCAUGCGUUCUACCGAACAAAUGUCCUGGUGGAAACCCAUGCGGUAAAAGUGGUCGUUUCGUUGACUGUAAAGUGGACUGUCCAAAUAGCUACUGUCCAAAAGAUGACAAUAGGGACAUAACCUUCUGUGACCCUCCAGCAGGCUCUUGCUUGCCUGGUUGCAUUUGCAAUUUGAACCAUAAAAAGAGAAGCUAUGAAGAUCCAACGUGCAUCGUAUCGUCUGAUUGCCCUCCAGUAAAUUGCACAAGGCCUUACGAAGUCUGGGACUCCUGCCCAUCGGCGUGUCUCGCAGAAAGUUGCGAGGAUGCUGAUAGGCAACCGACUGUGUGUAAUACUUUGGUAUUGAACUGUGAACCACGUUGUGUAUGUAAGAAGAAGCACUUUAGAAACUCCUCAGGAAUAUGUGUUCCUGUUAACAAAUGUUGAUGAACCCUGCCGAGGACAUCACAACUUAACCAAGACUUUGGGUUUUCUGUAAAUAAACGAUAAGACAUUCAA
Messenger RNA from Spodoptera litura, 5886 nucleotides. The record is from RefSeq and is a predicted model, not a curated record. Lineage: Eukaryota; Metazoa; Arthropoda; Insecta; Lepidoptera; Noctuidae.